GACACUUUUAUAGAAGAGGUCACGUCGCAGAAGGAACGAAACCUUGAAUAUAACGUUUAUACCAACGAAAAUUGUAGAUGUUAUUUUUUUAUACUAGAAAAUAAAAAAGCCGAGUUUAUGAAGAAGGAGUGUAGCCUUAGGAUCAGAGCCGUUGAUAAGCAAUCUCUUGCCAGGAACGAUGAUAAACUCUUAAUGCUCUCGUUGAGUGGACUAAGAAAUGAAUCGAUGAAGGGGUUGAAAAUCUUGACAUUGUGUAUUUGUUGA
Molecule: messenger RNA, 264 nt
Organism: Mycotypha africana
Lineage: Eukaryota; Fungi; Mucoromycota; Mucoromycetes; Mucorales; Mycotyphaceae
Exons: 1
Source: RefSeq, a predicted model, not a curated record